AUGGGUCUCCUUCAGCGCUCGCCUUCUGUGACGCCUCCUGAAGAUGGGUCUCCUUCAGCGCUCACGCCUCCUGAAGAUGGUCUCCUUCAGUGCUCGCCUUCUGUGACGCCUCCGAAGAUGGGUCUCCUUCAGCGCUCGCCUUCUGUGACGCCUCCUGAGAUGGGUUCCUUCAGGCCUUCUGUGACGCCUCCUGAAGAUGGGUUCCUUCAGCGCUCGCCUUCUGUGACGCCUCCUGAAGAUGGGUUCCUUCAGCGCUCGCCUUCUCGCUCGCCUUCUGUGACGCCUCCUGAAGAUGGGUUCCUUCAGCGCUCGCCUUCUGUGACUGAUCUCCUUCAGCGCUCGCCUUCUGUGACGCCUCCUGAAGAUGGGUUCCUUCAGCGCUCGCCUUCUGUGACGCCUCCUGAAGAUGGGUUCCUUCAGCGCUCGCCUUCAGUGACGCCUCCUGAAGAUGGGUUCCUUCAGCUCUCGCCUUCUGUGACGCCUCCUGAAGAAGGGUUCCUUCAGCGCUCGCCUUCUGUGACGCUCCUGAGAUGGGUCUCCUUCAGCGCUCGCCUGUGA
Penaeus vannamei (Pacific white shrimp) is the source of this 558-nucleotide messenger RNA. The record is from RefSeq and is a predicted model, not a curated record. NCBI's taxonomy places the organism in Eukaryota, Metazoa, Arthropoda, Malacostraca, Decapoda, Penaeidae.